CGGUGGUGUUUUCGCCGGCACGAGUCGAAAUCCGCGUCACAAAUGCACGCAGGUCGCGUCGCUGCCCUAAUGGUGAGAUAGUAGGGCAGCUUUGGUGCUGCGCGGGCGCGAAGCUGCGUUCAACCAGGAUGACCACUUUGCAAGCGGUUUUGUGCCGGUCUGGUUUCUUGUCGUCGUUUCUGCUGUUUCUGUACUCGCCUGCGUGCCUUGCUGCGCAGGAUGUCCGACGCUACGACAACCAGGAAAGCAGUGCCUCCGCCUCUACCCACGCCGAGCAAGACGCCGGGGCGGCUCUUGAAGGAGCUGCAACGCCGACCGGCUGGGGCAACGAAACAGAGCGCGGCGUUCCCGCACCUGUGAUACCGCAGAAAGUAGACGAGAAAGGUGGACAGUCGCCAGGCCGCACCGGGGGCGCCAGCGCGGGGAACUUUGGCUUGGUGAACUUUCCGAAUUCCUACGUGGUGCCAUGGGAUUAUUACGCGUUGUCGCAAGCCGCACACGCAGUUCCACAUUCCAAGAAGCCAACACUUCUGCAAGAAGGCGGUCACAAGAACCCGAUCGGCAUCUUUUUGCGGAGUGAGCACCGGUCGAAUCACUUUCGAGCAAAACGAGGAAGGGCAAGAAGCUCGGUGAGCAUUUUCCCCCUCGCGCUUGAUUUUGAAAGCUACGGCACAGCCGCAAGUGGGCACGGACAUGUUGUCGAAGCAGAAGAUCCGAUCAUCCCUGAUGAAGAGCUCACGACACCCUCUCCCGGCCUCGCUUCUUACCUCGGCCCAACAACCGGCGCCGGUGACCCUAGUGCGGCUGCUUUUCCCGAAGCAGCUGCGACACCCCCGGCAAACGACGCGUCGGCGCUUGAGCUUCCUGUAUCGGCGGAGUGGAAUUUCAAUUCCGGAUUUGCGGAGGACAUCGGAGGUUCGGCAAACGUGUUUUACCCUGCUUCUUCCUUCGCAGGCAUGCACACUGCGGUUGGUUUCAGUGGCCGGAGUGGUGGUCGCAGUGGUACAUGGAAUUCCCAGACCAUACUCUACAGUCCCUACUUCACGGUUUUGCAGCACCAAGCGGAGCAGGAAUCGAGCAACGCGGGCCUGUCAAUCUUCUUUCACCGCCCCGUGGUCGUUUUGGAAAUUAACCUACGACACAAUCUCCCCGACUCGAAAAGCUAUACCAGCAAACAGACACGACUCCCCUCACCUCGUGCGCGUGCGGCCAUGGGCUACAUUUUAUCGCGGAAGCGCAGCACGGGUCUGGAACAUGUGGCGGGCGGGGCUGUGGGAGGUGGGCGGAGGGCCAACGAGAAGGUGUUUCUGCGGAAGGUGGUCGGGGAGAAAAACGCCGGAAAAGCAGGUUCGAGCAGGGAAAAAAUCUUCGGCGACGCCAUCACUCCGGUCACCGAACUGCAGUUUUUUGGAAGUUUCGGCACCGGGGCGGCGAAAGACUACACGGAUGAUAAUUUUCGGUCAACUUCUGAGAAGAGCAAGGUGCAGAAAAUUCGGUUCUGGCUGGAAUCGCUGAAGGUGUCGUAUUUAGAAGACAGUAAUGCCCUUGCACAGGACGGCGCAGACAGUUCCAUCUUGCCCGCGACUGUAGUUCCCCCGUCAGCGUCAGCACCUCACAGUCCGAUGAGAAUCAUGCUCAGCGCCAUGGCGCUGCAGCAAGAAGAGAUGAGUCUCCAAAAAAUGCAAGAGGAAACAAAAGCAAGCACUUCCAAGCCGCAAAAGAACCCUUCGGAGUUUGCUCCACGCACACUAUACCCUGAAAGUGUGUUCUUUCCGGCGAAGCAAGUGCUGCGAGACCACUACUCCGCGGCGGCUUCUCACGAAGCUGGUUUUUUUUCUGCGCCAAUUAGGGGGCAGUUAUUGUCGGACGUGCGCACUACACUGACAACGGGGGCGCCGCCGGCUGUAGUUGAGGGGAGAAGGUUAACUACCGCAGCAGAAGAUGCAGGACAAGAAGCUAGCACCAUCCCCGCCCCGCCCGCGGCAGCCAGGACGACGACGACGAAAAACCUGCGCGGAAGCAGCACGACGUCCACGCUGGCGCCGCCGGAAGAAGAAGCGGACAUCUUUCGGUACGUAAACCAGAACGCAGUAAAGGACCCAAAGGCAACUCCUUCGACAGGCAAUCUGCGAGGGAGUGCUAGCGCAAUAAAAGCUGCGGGUUCACCAACCUCCUCUUCUUCCGCCAUAAAUUCGAAGGGUGAUACGAUUUUUACAGGCGGUGCUGUAGAGAUGAAAGCCUCGCAGAUGCGUUCUCCCAGCCCCUUGCCGGAGCAUUCCUCGACUGAGUCCAUGCUCGAGGAGGAGCUGCUGGACCUCCUCGUCGAGCAAGUUGCCAACCUCCCAGAGCUGCACUUCAACUUCGACCGCCGAAUAUCCCCGACGCAACAGAUGAAAGUAUUCGGCGUCAGCUGCCUGUCGCUGCGCCACUUUUUGCGCGAGCACGUGUUGUCUUCUAGCGAAAAGGACCACGGGAUUGCCGACCGCGCUAUAAGGGCCGCGGUGGGGUGGACAAACAGCAACCCAGAGCGACGUGCAGCGGGAAGUAAUCAUGAUAGUACCAUCAACGACCAUCAGCAACGUGGUCUUCGGCCGCCCCCCGACCUUCUCGAGGUUUUCUUUCCCGUGGAGAAGAAAAUUUCUGCUUUAGAAAACCCAUUUCUACCCGUGGAAAAGGCUGCACCAGUGGAGAGCGCCACUGACAAAGCAUCUGUCGCAGAGCAAGAAGCGGUGCGGACGGAUUUUGUGAAGCUGCAGGGAUUUUUGCAGAAAAUUAUCUUUCGCCUGGAUUUGAACGCCGACUCGUCGGUGGUCAAGGAUGUCAUUUUGGACCAAAUUACAAGAGAAGCUGCCGGCGGUGUCUACCCGCUGUACAACAGCGAAAAUGUGCUGCACAGUAGCGGCCAUGGCAGCACUAGCACACCAGCCGGCAGCUUUGCUGGUGCAGCCGAUGUAGACGUGGCAACGUUUCCGCACAAGAUGGCGAACGAUUUUCAGACCAACAUGUUUCUGAAAAGCGGCAUGGACCUGGAUUUCGAGUUUAUGUCGGCCUUCUGGGACGACCACGAACACGAACAGGAUAUCAAUUAUGGCGAAAUAAAGAACCAGCACGACAGUUCUGUUCUUCCUCCCGUCGCAGCUGCAGGAGACCACUUCAAAAACUCCUUGGUGUUGCAGGUGUUCUUUCACUCGAUCGAGAAGUCCAUCCUGCCGAAGCUGCAGACCCGCGGGGAACUCAGCCUCGUGCGGGACGUGUUUCACCAGUACUUGACGGCGCUGGAUGCCGAAGCGCGGGGGCAGGCGGAGGAAAAGCAGCAGGCGAUCGCGCUCGGGCGCCACAAAUUGUUCAAAUUUCUGCACCAUGUGGAGCAGCUGUUGGAGCACGAGAAACUGCAGGCGUUGGACGACAAGCAGAGCGACGUGCUGUCUCGCGAAGACACCAAUUUGAACACGAACCCCGACCACUACACGCUGAAUUCCUGGAGCUUCGAAAUCGACAACAAAAUGGACGAGAACAAACUUUUGGCGGAGGAGGAAGCGGUACUGUACGUGGAUUGGAACACCGUUGUCGCAGCGGAAGCCUACAAUUUCAACUCCUUCCCAAUUUUGUUCAACACUCUGGCGCACAAGCUGCGCAGCUCCUACCACAAGGAAAAGGAGGAGGAAUUCGCGGAGUUUUUUGAGACCAGUUACCGCACCCUGGCCAAAAAACUGCAGCGGAUCCUGGAAUUCGGGGAGAGCAGAUUGAUUUUGAAAAGCGAGAACUACGCGUCUGGUGUCCAGGUCGAUCAGGAAGAUACCAAAAUGAAACAAAAGAUAGCAGAAGACCAGUCGCUACUCGAGGAUCAGAAAAAACCGUCGCCCGCUUUUCUCGUCACUGAGCAGAGCGUGCAGCAGGAGUUUUUCCUUCCGGCGCGGAUUCGCUUGAACUACAAUUGCUUUGACAACGCGGAACACUUCGUGGGAUUCCACCACACGAUGGGGACAACUACAGCAGCUUCAUCUACGCCAUCGAAGACUGGGGACACGUGUGUCGAAGUGGUCGAAAGCAAGAAGAAAAAUCGAGAUGAAAAAAACACCCCGGAACCUUCAGCAAGCACUACCGCCGCUGCACCAGCCAGCGAGAACCAAAUCUACCGGGUGGGCAAACGUCUCGGACAGGGGGGCUACGGUGCGGUGUACGAACUGAUUGAACCGCACAGCUAUGACUGUGUGCAAAAGGCUUGGAUUUCGUAUGUGUGCAAAUUAGAAUUACUAUGUCAGAAAUGGUAAAGCGAAAGAACAAACUGCACAACUGCAUAGAAUUAUGAUCUGCCGUGGAUUUAUUUGCACAUUUACGAGUUGUUCUAAAGUUUCUUUGCAGUGCAUAUUCCGCAGGGCGAGGAGCGGGUGAUCAAGUUUAUCUCGCCGCCCAAGGACAGCCGUCUGAUGGACGAGGCGGUGCUGCAAUUGUUCCUUACCCGCAAGGAGGAGGAGGAGGAGCGGUCGCUUGGAAAAGCCCGCCACUGCGUGCCGAAGCUGUAUAAGUUGCUGUUUCUGGAGCAGGGGGAGUACGCCCGGGAGGUGAUGAUCCGCGGCAACUCCGGAAAGGACUACAAAUUCUCCAAGGCGGUGAAGUUCGCUUUCGCGCUGAUCAUGGAAAAGGUGAACGUGAGUUUCGAGGACAAGGGCGCCUUCGCGCAGAGCAACCCGGUGGUGGAAACCGCACGGGAGCUGUUUCAGUGCCUGGAGAUGCUGCACGACGAAUACGGGACGCAUCACCACGAUUUGAAACCCUUAAACAUCGGCUACACGAUCGCGAAAGCGAACGAAAAGUCGAAGGUGCUCUUGCUCGACCUGGGCAUGGGCGUCACGCUGGACAAGGCUACGGACUACCGCAGCCGCUGGCUGGAGGAGGACAAUUUGCACUUUGAACUGGCCCGCGAGCUCCGCUUUCUGCCCAAGCCGGAGUACCUCGACAUCAACAAAGGAGAAUCUUCAUCUACGAAAAUCGGAGAAGUUGAUGCGGGACCUCCGGACGAGGACAUCAACCAAUCUCAUAGUGGUCGAACGAGCAGCACUGCGAGAUCUUCAGGGCAGCAGCCGGAGAUCAAAAAUUACUCGAUCCUGACCGUCGUGCAGCCGGAGGACGUGGUUCUUACCGGGCCGCUGCACCGGGCGGGUACCUGGUCGUACAUGCACCCGGUCCGGCUGAACCGAUAUUACGUGCGGCCCUGCGUAACGGUGGAGGGCCAGCCCUUCCCGAUCCCGGUGGACCAUGGGUUUGUAUUUGAAUUGGACUUUGCCUUCGACCUCUACAGCUGGGGGUGGACGGUUUUGAAGCUGCUGGAAAAGGAGGCCGACACCCUGGCGAGCGGUGGCGGCGCCAGUGCGCGCAAGCGGUCGCGGAAAAGCCGGAAGCGACAGGAGCGGGUGGAUCAGCAGCUCGCGCUGGCCAACCGGCUCGCGGCGAUCCGGGAAAUCGUGCAUUCGUACGUGAUGUCCCUGCCCAUCUUUUUCAACGACGUGGACCAGCACGAGCGCGGGCCGUCCAGCGAGGAGAAGAAAGCCAUUCAGGCGAAGCGGCGGCUGGACGACGAGUGUGUGGACGACGCCAUGUUUGUGCGCUACGUGGUCGGCGAGCUGUUCGAAACCUCCAGUCUGUCGGUGUUCAACAACAAAAAGCACGAUCCGUGCGAGGAUCUGGAACCCGACGUUGACGGGGACAAUGACUUAUACCAUGCUGGGCAGCAUCACUACGGAAAUAAUAAACAUCACAGUCGCUGGGAGGGGCGGGGCGCGCAGUGGGCGGCGGAGCAGCGCAACCCGCUGAUUGGGCCGACCGAGGUGUGCUUCAAGGGUUUCCCGGUGGACCUGGUGUUGCAGGAGAUGGGGGCGGCACACGUGGUCAAACAGCAGAUCGCGCGCGAGGAAAACGGCGGCAAAAACGCGGCGGUUCUUGCCUCCUCGUCCAUGUCCCUGUUGCAGGAGAAAAUGGAAGCCGUCUGGGAGCUGGUCAAACCCUUCGUCAUGCCGCUGCCCUUCUUCCCCGACUACCUCGAAUACAUGAGCGAAUUCGGCGACUCGGUGAAGCCGAUAGAACUUCAUCAUCGAAGUAGCACAGACAGUAACAACGCAACAAAGCAUCAAGUCUCUGGUACAAUAUCUGCCAAAAAGCCAACCUUUUUCCACGAAGUGACGCAAUCCAGUCAGUUUUUGCUGCGCCAGUUCGAGAAGAAGCGGAAGAAGGAGCUGUUUCAGUCCUGCAGCCGCUUUGUCGAAUACUACUUCCAAGAAGCAGGCCCCACCACCGCGGCGGCGACCAGUUCGGCUCCCGGGUUUUCCUUGUCCAGUUGGCAGCAACAGCAAGACGCCGCAAUAGCGGCCCAACAACAAGCAGUGUACGAUCACUACCACAGUACCGCGGGGGCCGGUAUUCAGCACGACCUUUUGGGGGACGACCAAUUCCGUGUUCAGGACCAUCUGGACACUGCCACCGCCGGCAGCAUGCACUUGCACGAGACAGUCUCUGGUCAGGUACAGGCCGGUAAUAGCCUGCUGUAGUGUUGUUCGCGCUGUGGCAAAUAGGUAUUUUUUUCAUGGAGUUUUAGGAAUGUUUUUGAAACGACAAGCAGUCAAUAUGGGACACAGCUUUAGUGUCCAAGUUGUGAACGAAGAGAAGAGUAUAAUAUGGCAUUUGUAUGGAAGAGAAAUUGAACACCAAAAUCUGAACAAGAUUAAGGGAAACAAAGAAACUUGCAACAUAAGACGGGAAGAUAUAAGUUGUGCUAGUACUAGACAGGAAUCAUCUCCAAAGAUCGCGAUGGCGCGUGCACAAAUUUAUUUUUU
Messenger RNA from Amoebophrya sp. A120, 6827 nucleotides. Lineage: Eukaryota; Dinophyceae; Syndiniales; Amoebophryaceae. The record is from the annotation of a GenBank genome assembly.